Alternaria novae-zelandiae is the source of this 1107-nucleotide messenger RNA. RefSeq lists its product as uncharacterized. NCBI's taxonomy places the organism in Eukaryota, Fungi, Ascomycota, Dothideomycetes, Pleosporales, Pleosporaceae. The transcript is spliced from 3 exons. Gene Ontology annotation, molecular function: protein kinase activity; ATP binding. Bases 1 to 1107 code for a protein of 368 amino acids. Gene Ontology annotation, biological process: protein phosphorylation. The record is from RefSeq and is a predicted model, not a curated record.
AUGCAGCCCCCAGAACGAGAGCAUUCCGCGCUCAAGGAAUUGGAUUGGUUCCCGGAAAGAUGGACUGUCUCGGAGAAGUCGGAUAUAUGGAGUCUAGCCAUGACAGCCUGGGCGCUUAUGGUCGCUCAUAAUGAAGGUACUGACUUCUACGACGAAGCCCAUGAGAGAUGCAAAACUUGGGUGUAUAAUGAUGAACUCAAGAAAGGAAAUGUCAGCCAGAAGGAAGGGAUCUUUCCAAGUCGUCUGAGGGAGCUUCCCAAAGAAUACAGCGUGGGUCUGUGCGAGAUUGUUUCGAAAUGUCUGCGAUAUAACCCGGAUGGUCGCCCAAGUCUAAAGAAAUUGCGAAAAGUCAUCGAUGAUCAAUUGGCCAGAUUGGACCGCAUGUACGGCGAUGAGAUAAAGAAGCCAAAAGGCACCAUUGUCGACGACUUCACACUCGCCGAUACUUGGGCACAGUUUGCUCUCGGUCAGACCGUUGAACCACCACGGAAACGGCGCAAGACGGACGACGCUGGCGCCUUUAAAGAUGAGUUGGCAAAGGUCAUCAACGAUUGGAAAUCCAAGUCCAGACUUCCUGCAUCAAGUGCAGCAGACCGCCAUGCUCUAGAUUCGGUUGACGAGAUCAUCAACGACUGGAAACCCGAGUCUAUAGUGAAAUUCCGAGCAAAUCUGCCCCAACUACACGCUUGGCGCUUUCUUUUCACCUGUAUUCGCAAACGUACAUCCUCAGAAGCAUACGUCUAUAGGUACGACAACGACAACGAACAGGAUUCAUCGGAGACGCUCAAGCGCGAUAACAAAAGGGCAGUGCUUGAAACACUGCGCGAUGUGGUUGUGCCCAUCGCUAAAAAUGUUGCUAGGAUAGUCGCUAGUGAAGCAGCAGAGGAGAAUGGAGAGGAAGCCACACAUGCGGAAAUUGAAGGUACCCCUGAGAUGAUAAGUCUUGACACAUUACGGCAUGCGAUAGAGUGGGGUUUGGUGCUUUUGGAUGUUGGUGCGGAGCCGAGAACUCCGAGAUUGAGUGAGAAGACAGAGAUGCAUCGUGGCAUGCUUGACUUUCUCUUCAAGGAACCUUCUGGCGUGUACGACUAUGAUCCAAAUUACUAA